Psammomys obesus (fat sand rat) is the source of this 3289-nucleotide messenger RNA. RefSeq names its product delta/notch like EGF repeat containing (gene Dner). NCBI's taxonomy places the organism in Eukaryota, Metazoa, Chordata, Mammalia, Rodentia, Muridae. Gene Ontology annotation, cellular component: protein-containing complex; plasma membrane. The transcript is spliced from 13 exons. Gene Ontology annotation, molecular function: calcium ion binding. Gene Ontology annotation, biological process: heterophilic cell-cell adhesion; establishment or maintenance of epithelial cell apical/basal polarity. The record is from RefSeq and is a predicted model, not a curated record. Bases 101 to 2338 code for a protein of 745 amino acids.
ACCAGCCGCUGGCGCCGCUGCCAUCGCCAUCUCCGCCGCUAGCACCGCUGCCGCCACCGCGCCCAGCUCCGCUCCAGCUCCUGCGUCCUUUCCGCCCGCCAUGCCUCCCCGCCGCGCCCAGGCGCCCGGUGCCCAGAUGCUGCCCGCCCUGGCCCUGCUGCCGCUGCUGCUCGGUGCUGGGCCCCAAGGCGGCUGUUUGGCCAGUCCGGUGCCCGCCGCGCCCCUGCCUGCUCCGGGACCGUGCGCCGCGCAGCCCUGUCGGAACGGGGGCGUGUGCACUCCGCGUUCCGUGACCGGCCAGGAGCACCCCGCGGCCGAUGCCGAGCCCGGCUACAGCUGCACCUGUCCCGCUGGGGUCUCCGGCACCGACUGCCAGUUUGUUGUAGAUCCUUGUGCCAGCAACCCUUGUCACCAUGGCAACUGCAGCAGCAGCAGCAGCAGCAGCGGCAGCAGCAGUGACAACAGCAGCAAUGACAGCUACCACUGCAUUUGCAAUGAUGGCUACGAAGGUCUCAAUUGUGAACAGCCACUUCCCAGUAUUCCAGACUCUGGCUGGACAGAGUCCAUGGCACCCAGACAGCUUCAGCCUGUGCCCGCCACCCAGGAGCCUGACAUAAUCCUGCCCCGCUCUCCGGCGACCGCAACACUGCCAACCUGGCAGCCAAAAACAGGGCAGAAAGUUGUGGAAAUGAAGUGGGAUCAAGUAGAGGUCGUCCCCGAUGUUGCCUGUGGGAAUGCCAGUUCCAACAACUCCGCAGGCGGCCGCCUGGUGUCUUUUGACGUGCCACAGAACACUUCCGUAAAAAUCCGGCAGGACGCCUCAGCUUUGCUGAUCUUGCUGUGGAAGGUCACAGCCUCGGGCUUCCAGCAGUGCUCCCUCAUAGACGGACGAAGCGUGACGCCCCUCCAGGCUCCAGGGGGCCUUGUCCUGCUGGAGGAGAUGCUGGCCUUGGGACCCAACCACUUCAUCGGUUUUGUGAAUGAUUCCAUUGCUAAGUCCAUUGUGGCUUUGCGUUUAACUCUGGUGGUGAAGGCUAGCACCUGUGUGCCUGGAGACAGCUACUCGAAUGGCUUAGAGUGUUCAGGGAAAGGAAGAUGUGUCACGAAGCCGUCGGAGGCAACUUUUUCCUGCACCUGCGAGGACCAGUACAUUGGCACGUUCUGUGAAGAAUUUGAUGCCUGCCAGAGAAAACCCUGCCAGAAUGAGGCGAGCUGUAUUGAUGCAAAUGAGAAGCAGGAUGGGAGCAAUUUCACUUGCCUUUGCCUUCCUGGCUAUACUGGAGAGCUUUGCCAGUCCAAGAUUGAUUACUGUGUCUUAGACCCAUGCAGAAAUGGAGCCACAUGUGUGUCUAGCCUCAGCGGGUUUACCUGCCAGUGUCUGGAAGGGUACUUCGGCCCCGCUUGCGAAGAGAAGGUGGACCCCUGCGUGUCGUCUCCGUGCCAGAACAACGGCACCUGCUACGUGGACGGAGUACACUUCACCUGCAGCUGCAGCCCUGGCUUCACAGGGCCCGCGUGUGCCCAGCUCGUGGACUUCUGCGCCCUCAGCCCGUGUGCCCACGGCAUCUGCCGCAGCCUGGGCACCAGCUACAAGUGCCUCUGUGAUCCAGGUUAUCAUGGCCUCUACUGUGAGGAAGAAUACAAUGAGUGCCUGUCUGCUCCGUGCCUGAACGCUGCUACGUGCAGGGACCUCGUCAAUGGCUAUGAGUGUGUGUGCCUGGCAGAAUACAAAGGAACACACUGUGAACUGUACAAGGACCCCUGUGCUAACAUCAGCUGUCUGAAUGGAGGUACCUGCGACAGCGAGGGCCUGAACGGCACGUGCAUCUGUGCACCAGGCUUCACAGGUGAAGAGUGUGACAUUGACAUCAAUGAAUGCGACAGUAACCCUUGUCACCAUGCUGGAACCUGCUUGGACCAGCCCAAUGGUUACACCUGCCACUGCCCUCAUGGCUGGGUGGGAGCAAACUGUGAAAUCCACCUGCAGUGGAAGUCUGGGCACAUGGCCGAGAGCCUCACCAACAUGCCGCGGCACUCACUCUACAUCAUCAUCGGCGCCCUCUGUGUGGCCUUCGUGCUCAUGCUCAUCAUCCUGAUUGUGGGCAUCUGCCGUAUCAGCCGUAUCGAGUACCAGGGCUCCUCCCGGCCCGCCUACGAGGAAUUCUACAACUGCCGCAGCAUUGACAGUGAGUUCAGCAAUGCCAUCGCAUCCAUCCGGCACGCCAGGUUUGGGAAGAAAUCUCGGCCUGCGAUGUAUGAUGUGACCCCUAUUGCCUAUGAGGAUUACAGCCCUGACGAUAAACCCUUGGUCACACUGAUUAAGACGAAAGAUUUGUAAUCUUUUUUUUUUGGAUUAUUUUUCAAAAAAAAUAUGAGAUACUAAGAUCAUUUAAAUAUUUUUAAGAAAAUUAAAAAGCUUAAGAAAUUUAAAACGUUAGCUGCUCAAGAGUUUUCAGUAGACUAUCGAGGAACUAAUUUUCUGCAGCUUUUAGUUUGGAAAAAAAAAAGUAUUUUAAAAAGCCAGAAUUUGUGAAAUCCAUAGACCAUGUUUUAACGUACCUUCAGCUCUCAACACUGUAUGCUUCGACUCGUGUGAUCUCUCUUGACAGUAGGCCCCACCGCGAAACCCAGAUGGACUUCUGUGGUUGCUACAGAGUAAAGUCUUACAUAGGAAGAGUUUCUUUUGACGUGUGAGUGCCGGCUUUCUUAGUAGAAUUAGGAAAAUAAGUAGAGUAUGAUGCAUAACCCAGUAUAAUCGUUACUUACUAAGACGUGGCGUCCGAGAUGUUUGUUUUGUGGAAAAAAGAAAAAAAGAAAAGAAAAGAAAACUAGUUAAAUUUAUUCUUCCUAACCGGAAUGAGAUUAGCCUCUGCCGUAUUCUGUGCAUGAGUAAGUAACUUAUUUUCUGCACUGUUUUGUUGAACUCUGAGGAAGCAUUGUUCUUUCCAGUUUGUUUUAGUCAUUUUUGUAACAGUCCUUGAACUUGACCUUGUAAACAUAAAUGAGGAAAGGAUCUAGGGAGGCAAACACUGGUCAGUUUCAACCUAGAGUUUUUCUUUUAAGAGUCAAGUAGUUUUCUUUUUAAUUGUGAGUGGAGUAAGUUAUGUUGCGGGUGAUUCUUGCUAGGAGGUAGUGUCAUGUAAGAGGUGCUGGUCCCUUCUGUGGUGUUUCUCAUAGUGCACCUUUAUUUAUACCCAAGACAUCUUUGUGGCUGUAUUUGAUUGAUAUGUGCUUCUUAUGAUUAUUGCUAAUUUCAAAGACUAUUGAAUAAACGUUAGCAGGUCAAGGA